AUGGCGGGCGACGUAGAGGUGUGCGGCGUCUGCUCCGACAAUUUUAUUGUUUCAGCCAAGUGCAUAAAGUGCGAUUUUUGUAAAAAGUGUUAUCAUCCAAGCUGUGUAAAUAUACGAGACUCAUGGUAUAAAUUUUUAACUGAAAAUUCAUCUUUGUUCUGGUUUUGUGAUCACUGUAAAAAUCUUUGGCGAUCAAACAAAGUUAUAGACGAAAAUCUAGUUCCAAAUGAGUGUGAAACAUUACGUAAGGAAGUUGAAUGUCUUAACCGUGAGAAGGAACUGUUAAAUAAUUUAAUAUCAGAGUUGAAAUAUUCAAAUGAAACGCAAAAGGCGCUGAUUUCAACCUACCAAAAUCGUGUUGUCGAUAAGUCGAGUGGACUAUCAUCGCCGAAUCAGCCUAGGAAUUCAUACAGUGAAGUGGCUAAAACGCAAAAAAGUGUAAAAUCAAUUCUCGUCAUAAAAAACCAAAACCAAACUGUGCCAAUUGAUGCUGUGUACGAGGAGGUGACGAAAACUUUAAAUCCAGCGAGCGUCGAGGCCCGUAUUAAUGGAACCAAGAAGAUACGAGGGGGCGUCGUUAUUGACUGUGACAGUGAAGACUCGUUGAAGAAAAUUAAAGAUGGUCUGAAUGAAAAGUUAGGUAAUAAAUACGACAUUAAUGUGCCAAAAAUGUUUAAACCUAGAUUAAUUGUUAAAGAUGUUAGAGUUUGCGACUAUACGAAUAAUGAAGAGGUUAUUAAGAAUAUUGUGGCAUUGAAUGGUAUUGGGGAAUCCGCGAUGUCUGAAAUAAAAAUAAUCACACACUUAAAGUAUUUUAAUAAAAUUAAUUUAAUUAUUGAGGUAAGCCCAAUGAUACGAAAAAUGAUGUUAGAAAAGCAAUUUAUAUUCAUAGGAUGGAAAAAAUCAUAUGUAUCGGAUUACUUGAGAAUCAUUCAAUGUUACAAAUGCUACGGUUAUGGUCACGUUGAAAAAGAGUGUAGGGGAACAUUAACAUGUUCUAAGUGUACCGAGGGUCAUAAGUUUAAUGCAUGUAAAUCUAUUAAUGAUGUUUUUAUUAAUUGUGUAAAUCAUAAUAAAAAACUCAGAAAGACUGUACCUGUGGAUCACUCCGUUAAAAGUAAAGAUUGUCCCAUAUAUUUAAAUUAUUUAUCAGUAUUAAAACAAAGAAUUGAUUAUGGUGAAAAUUUGUAA
This is a messenger RNA of Sitophilus oryzae (rice weevil), 1191 nucleotides long. RefSeq lists its product as uncharacterized. Gene Ontology annotation, molecular function: zinc ion binding; nucleic acid binding. The record is from RefSeq and is a predicted model, not a curated record. The transcript has a single exon. Bases 1 to 1191 code for a protein of 396 amino acids. NCBI's taxonomy places the organism in Eukaryota, Metazoa, Arthropoda, Insecta, Coleoptera, Curculionidae.